AUGCUGCAGAAGAUCAAGUAUCUGGCAUUCGACGCACGACCACCGAAAAGCAGACUCCUAACAAGUUUUGAUUGGAAGAAGAAGAAGGAGUGGACACUUAAAGACGUCGUGAUGGAGCCCGGACCACCGGGUUGGGAAACAAAGUACAUGGCUCUUUUCAACGACCCUCUUCUGACCAUCACUGGAAUCCGAACACGACUCCAAAUUUCGCUGAAGUCGCUGCGUCGUUUGGUACUAGUGGUUCCAUCACACCAAACCAUGGUGACAUCGGGGACUUUCGCCGGAUGGAACGGGAAGCUCAUAAUUAAGCCAAUAUGCAAUACCAACAAGCCGCCGGCAUGGCCAAGCCGCAACUGCGAAUACCAUCCAUGGGACGGUGUUAACGGAACCUUGUUUCGGUAUUGGCGACGGCACCCAGUGGAAAACCCAUGCAUGAAGGAGAUCCGGCGAGCCCUCAUCAAGUGGGUUCACGACUGGAAGGAAAACGUGGCAAAGGACGCCAUGGACCUAUGGGUCUCAUCAGUGGAGGUGGAAAUCGUGAAGGCAGGCACCUGA
Molecule: messenger RNA, 555 nt
Organism: Anthostomella pinea
Lineage: Eukaryota; Fungi; Ascomycota; Sordariomycetes; Xylariales; Xylariaceae
Source: the annotation of a GenBank genome assembly